Messenger RNA from Knipowitschia caucasica, 402 nucleotides. NCBI's taxonomy places the organism in Eukaryota, Metazoa, Chordata, Actinopteri, Gobiiformes, Gobiidae. The record is from the annotation of a GenBank genome assembly.
AUGAAGUGGAGAUUUGAUAAUUCGCCCACGGAGCUGAACUACAUGCAUGUGUGUUCUGCUGUAGUGACGCCCAAUGAGGCCUCCAUCACAGCGGUUUCAGACUCGGGUCCUGGUUUCACGCUCCAGCUCCAUUAUCCCUCCUCCCCCUCUCCACAGGCCCCACUCCCUGGGCCUAUCCCGCACCAAAGAUUUGCAGCCCCUGACACUUUCAUUGAUUGGAAAACACCAGCGCAGACCCAGGAGUUAAGUAAGUCCAUUAACGGUUGGAGAGUAAUGGUUCUGAACGCGGUGCCAGCGCUGCCACACAGGCAGAUGAAGCUCGAGUUUGGACGCUACACAGCAGGGAAGAUUUCCAGGAAACAAAACCCCAAAUUCCCUGACACAAAAGGUAUUAAAGAGUAG